ACAGCUGACGGUGGCGGAAAGAGUGACUUGUGUUACCUCCGAAUAGACCGGCACUUUCCGAGGGCGGCGGGAUGCGUGCUGCCUGCGGGCACUGGUGGUGCGCCCCCUCGCCAGCCACGGCCGCGGGCGGAGGUGACUGACCCCUGCCGUUGUGUGACCUGACCUGACCCUGUGAGCCGCGAACCCCGCCGGAGGGACAGGGAUGGCCACCGCCGGACAGCCCGAGGGCCUCAGUUUCGGCAUGGAACGCAUACUGCGACUGGACAGUCCGCCGUCAGCUCGGAAAGAUGCCGACUCGACCACGGGCGGCGGUUCUGCGGAGCGGUGGCCGCCGCCGACUGGUCCGCUGCUGCCGCUGCCCGGCGGGCUCCGGUCGCCGCUACCCGGCGGUGGCCGCUCGCCGCUGCACGCUGCCGGCCCCCUGCUGCCGCCGCUCCGACCUGCCCUGUACCCACUGUGCGCGCCGCCGCCGCCGCUGGUGCCGUACCUUCAGCUGGGGAGCCGGCCGGCCGAGCCGGCGCCGCGACUGUGCGCUACCUGCCCCGACCCGUGGCCGGUCACGUGCCAUCACCUGAUCCAGGCGGCCGACUGUCGGUACCCCUCCUCGCUGGUGGCUGGCCGGCGGCUGGGUGCGCGCCGCAAACGCACCUGGACACGGGCCGUGUUCACCAACCUCCAGCGCAAGGGGCUGGAGAAGCGGUUCACCGUGCAGCGCUACAUCACCAAACCGGAGCGCAGGAAACUGGCAGAGACGCUCGGCCUCACCGACUCGCAGGUGAAGGUGUGGUUCCAGAACCGGCGUAUGAAGUGGCGCAACUCGCGGCAGGCCGCCGAGCGGGCGGCCGAGGAGACGCCGGUGGUAGACUCCACCCAGCCCUCGGCCGAGGACGAGUCGGCGCAGCCCAUCAACGUCGAGGACUAGUGCCAUCACAAAAACCAGAGGACUAGCGCGAUCAGAGGACUACACGACUAGUGUACCCAGAAUGCUGGGUGACCGGAGCUCAGAGCACUAGCGCGCCCAGAGGGCUAAAAGACUAGUCGUCUGGCCGGCCUGCAGCAGCCUUAUAUGCCGAGUGUUACUGUAGUUACCUACCACUUGCCCGAGUGGAACAUGUCGGGCGGGCUAAGGAUCGAGACAAUGUUUGAUUUGAGCGCCGAGGUUAUCUGGACAGUGUUCACAGUCAGUGUUGGGUUUUGCCGCUAGUUUAGCGAAAAGUGACCUUUUUUUUAGAAAAGUGUAAUAUAUGUGGUGAAAUGUUGCGAACAGUGCCUUGUGUGAUUGUGUUGAAUCGUGCACCGUAACACUGAGUCUGGAUUUUACCAUUGUAGUAGCAAUAGAAACAUACAUCAUAUUGGUACUGAUUGUCCUGUCAUGGUGAUGACCUUUUAUAACUUGAUAGUUGUUUGGACCGAUUCUAAUAUAAAAAAAAAUCAAGUCACCCUACCCUCAUUAACAACUUUAGUCAUUGGCUUCAAGAAGCUACGCUCCUUCCAGCGGGGCCUAUAUGCAGAGCGCUGAUGUAGAGUGCAUGUGAGUCAGCUGCGUAGGCACGGAGCUCGUCUCAGCGCGGGGUAGGUAUUGUUUUUCAACAAAACCGAGAAUGAAACAAAGGCUAUGUUAUCGAUCACUUGGAAAUCGUAACACCUAGACGCGCGAGGCUCCAUAGAUCGGGGCUCGGGCUCAUCGUUGUGUAUCUUUUAUCCAACUUGGCGGCAAUAGACAGACGUUUGUAAUUUGUAUUAGGCCAAAAGACAAACAUUUGCCUUUUGUUACCACACAGGGCAGAUAAUUCGCUAAAUGGUAAAUCUCAUCGAAUGUGUGCAGCAUCGCGCGUCUGUGCUAUGAUUUCCGAUCAACUGAGAACAUAGUCUUCGGGCUAUUAUCAGUUUGGUGGAAAGACAUUAUUUCGCAUGGCUAGAGACCGAGACCACUCAGUGAGACGAAGACUGUCCGUGAGAUCGGGUACUUCGAUACUCAGUUGGGUGAACUGCUUGCCGUUUACAUCAUUCAAAAACCAAUGAAUAACAUUGUCUUCGAUAAGGUCCAUUGUCUUGUAAUGUUGCAUUUUCUUUCUUUUAUUGUGCCAUGCGUGUUAGCAGUAAUGGAAACAGCAUUAGCGUGUUUUAGGUUCGUUGCAGACUGUGAGACGUAAGUCGUUAUAAUAUAAAUGCCUAUAUCGCAAGGCUGUUUGUGAGCUUCUUGAGUGUUUAUAAAGGUCAACUGGUUCCGAAAUACGUCGAAGAUAAAUACAAGUUCAGCAUGAAUA
Molecule: messenger RNA, 2267 nt
Organism: Amphibalanus amphitrite
Lineage: Eukaryota; Metazoa; Arthropoda; Thecostraca; Balanomorpha; Balanidae
Product: H2.0-like homeobox protein
Exons: 4
Coding region: 203-922 (239 amino acids)
Biological process (GO): regulation of DNA-templated transcription
Molecular function (GO): DNA-binding transcription factor activity, RNA polymerase II-specific; sequence-specific DNA binding
Source: RefSeq, a predicted model, not a curated record